Messenger RNA from Hippocampus comes (tiger tail seahorse), 2486 nucleotides. RefSeq names its product serine/threonine-protein kinase DCLK1-like. The coding region runs from base 219 to 2486 and encodes 755 amino acids. Gene Ontology annotation, biological process: intracellular signal transduction; protein phosphorylation. The record is from RefSeq and is a predicted model, not a curated record. The transcript is spliced from 17 exons. Gene Ontology annotation, molecular function: ATP binding; protein kinase activity. NCBI's taxonomy places the organism in Eukaryota, Metazoa, Chordata, Actinopteri, Syngnathiformes, Syngnathidae.
ACGGCGGGGUGGAGGAGGACACCGGCACCAGCACUGCCUCCUCCUCCUCCGCGCGUGCGAGCGAGCACAGGGCAGCCGGGCGUGCACACGCAGCAACAAAGGGACCCCUCGCUGCGUCUGUGACAUCAAAUGAAUGCAUCGAAAGGCAACGUUCAACCUGUUCUUUCUUGACACGCGACAGCUCACAUCUCGAAGAGGGCUCAAAAGCAGCGUCAAACAUGGAGCUGGAGCACUUUGACGAGAGGGACAAGGCACAGCGGUACGCCCGCCGGGGCUCCAGGGGCAACGGGCUCCCCAGCCCCACUCACAGCGCCCACUGCAGUCUGUACCGAACCCGGACGCUGCAGGCGCUGAGCUCGGAGAAGAAGGCCAAGAAGGUUCGCUUCUACCGCAACGGGGACCGUUACUUCCAAGGGAUCGUGUACGCCAUUUCUCAGGACAGGUUCCGCUCGCUGGACGCGCUCCUGGCCGAUCUCACGCGAGCGCUCUCGGACAACGUCAACCUGCCGCAGGGGGUUCGCACCAUAUACUCUGUCGAUGGCACGACGAGGAUCACGAGCAUGGAGCAACUGGACGAAGGCGAAAGCUACGUGUGUGCCUCCUUCGAGCCAUACAAGAAGGUGGACUACAUCAAGAACGUCAACCCCAACUGGUCCGCCGGCGCCAGGACGGCCGUGGCAUGCCCCCGCGACCCGCCCUCCCUCGGCAGCGGCAGGGCCGGCUCGCCGGAAACCCGCGAGAGCAAAGACUUCAUCAAGCCCAAGCUGGUCACCAUCGUCCGCAGCGGCGUCAAGCCCCGCAAGGCCGUGCGCGUUCUGCUCAACAAGAAGACGGCGCACUCCUUCGAGCAGGUCAUGACGGACAUCACAGACGCCAUUAAGCUGGACAGCGGCGCCGUCAAAAGGCUCUUCACGGUGGACGGGAAGGCCGUCAUGUGCCUUCAGGACUUUUUUGGCGACGAUGACAUCUUCUUUGCUUGCGGGCCUGAAAAGUAUCGCUACCAGGAUGACUUCAGUUUGGACGAAAGUGAAUGCAGGGUGGCCAAGUCGUGCUCAUACGGUCGGCUUCCCUCAGUGCACGGUCGCUGCUCUCCAAGAAGUGGCGGAAUGUCUCGCAGGAGCAAGUCGCCUUCAUCUACUGGCUCAGCCAAUGGGACCGCAGGGAGUCAGCUGUCCACGCCUCGAUCGGGGAAAUCUCCUUGCCCCUCUCCCACCAGUCCGGGCAGCCUCAGGAGACGCCAGGGAUCCCACCACAGCGGCUCGUCUCUGUCGUUGGCCUCCACCAAGGUGUGCGGCUCCAUGGACGAAGGCGACGCACCCAGCAGCGAAGCCGAGCCCACGGACGAGUCCGCUGUCCCCGCCUCCAUCGCUGAGCGCUACAAAGUGGGCCGCACUUUAGGCAGCGGCAACUUUGCUGUGGUGCGAGAGUGUGUGGAAAGAUCCACGGGGAGAGAAUACGCCCUGAAAAUCAUCAGCAAGGAGAAAUGCCGAGGAAAGGAGCACAUGAUCCAGAGCGAGGUGUCCAUCCUUCGACGGGUCAAACAUCCCAACAUCGUGCUGCUGAUUGAAGAGAUGGAUACCGGCAAUGAUAUUUAUCUGGUCAUGGAGUUAGUCAAGGGGGGCGACCUGUUUGACGCCAUCACCUCGUCCAACAAGUACACGGAGCGAGACGCCGGCUGCAUGCUGUUCAACUUGGCCAGCGCCGUCAAGUACCUGCACAGCCUCAACAUCGUCCACAGAGACAUCAAACCCGAAAACCUGCUGGUUUACCAGCACCACGACGGCAGCAAGUCCCUGAAGCUGGGCGACUUUGGCCUGGCCACCGUUGUCAACGGUUACCUGUACACGGUGUGCGGCACGCCCACCUACGUGGCGCCGGAGAUCGUCGCCGAAAAGGGGUAUGGCCUCAAGGUGGACAUUUGGGCUGCGGGUGUGAUCACUUACAUCCUGCUCUGCGGCUUCCCGCCCUUCAAUUGCGGCGGCGAGGACCAGGACGUCCUGUUCCAAGAGAUUCUGAAGGCCCGGCUGGAGUUCCCGUCACCGCACUGGGACGGCGUGUCGGACUCGGCCAAGGCUCUCAUCGGCGGCAUGCUGCGGGUGGACGUGGACCAAAGGCUGUCGGCCGGCCAGGUGCUGGAGCACCCCUGGGUCAAUGAGGACGGCGCGGCCGAGAACCAACAGCAGCUGCCCGUCGCCGUCAGGAUCAAGAAAAACUUCAACACGGGACACAAGGGGAGCAGCGCGACGGCCGGCGUCAUGGUCAUCACGAACACGCCGCUGGACAAGGAGAAGCAAGUUUUCCGUCAAAGACAACAGCAUCCCGACGCUACGCCGGCGGCCAACUUCCCGCACGGCGCUCGCUCUUCCGUCUGCGCCGCGUCCGCCCGAGGAGGCUCCAACCUGGCGCUCGCGUCGCCCGCCGACUUCACGUCGGAGUCGGACGACUAUUCUCCGUCCGGUUCGGCCGGCAACCGCCUCGGUAGCUAA